AUGGGGCCUGGACGGCUCGCGGGCGGCCGCUCGGCCUGGGCAGUCCAGCCUCGGGAGCGGUGCGGGCAGGAAGAGCGCGCGCCAGCCGGGAUACAAAAGUUGGCAUCGCCUCUCACUUGGUUUUGUCUUUUGGUCCCCUCAAGCAGAGAACAGCCUCCUGCCUCCUCCGUGGAUGAUAAAUACUGUACAAAAAGUCUCGAGAAAACACCGAAGUUCAGUCUAAAACACAGGACUCGUGUCAGCGCCGCGUGGUCCCCAGGGCCUCCGGAACGCGGGCGAGGGACGGUGCCGCCGGGCGGGCGCUCGCUCUCCAUUGUCUGCGCGUUCCCGGGGCGCGGAAACAAACGUCUGUACAAAAGCAAGGCCGCGCCCGGCCCGGAGGCCGCCCGGAGGGCCGCGCGCUCGGCGUCGCCCCAGUGU
Chinchilla lanigera (long-tailed chinchilla) is the source of this 420-nucleotide messenger RNA. RefSeq lists its product as uncharacterized. The record is from RefSeq and is a predicted model, not a curated record. NCBI's taxonomy places the organism in Eukaryota, Metazoa, Chordata, Mammalia, Rodentia, Chinchillidae.